Molecule: messenger RNA, 1083 nt
Organism: Oikopleura dioica
Lineage: Eukaryota; Metazoa; Chordata; Appendicularia; Copelata; Oikopleuridae
Source: the annotation of a GenBank genome assembly
AUGGAUUUAAAACAGGAAGCCCGUCAGAUUUGCGGAACUUUGGAUGCAAGUCUUCCUCGCCCGAAAACAAAGGACGAUAUUCUACAAAUAAUCAAUUUCGCCAUGCAAAUUUUGCCAAAUAUUUUCGACCGACCUGAGUUCUCGGCUGGAGAUACCGUCGCUUACUUGAACCGGCGAACGAUGACGGACUACAGCUUCGUGACGGCAAACAAUAUUGGCAAAUUGGCGGACAGCGAUGGCAACAUCCUCGAUAAUUUCUCUUUCAUCUCUCGCAACACUUUAGGAGAACUUGAUCCAGAGUACUCUUAUUUAACUGUCGAUGUGAGAGACUCUCAUGGAAAUUGCGACCCUUACUGCGUUAAAAUGGAGCCACGUUCUCUCUUCAAAUGGUCAAUCCAAAGUGUCGAUCCUGAAAGAGGAUUGUACGCGACUCUUGUUUGUUUCUACGAAAAUGGGUUUGAUUGGACAAUAAGCCAUCAUGACAAGAAUAUAAGAGAUGAUUUUACGUGGUAUGAACCGAAUAUGUUUAACAAUUUCUCGAUCUUGCAAGCGUGGGAUAGAAAAGGAAAUGCUUGGGAAGAACUUGGCCAGAAUGCAGCUUUCAGCACUUUGACGGUUUUUCAGGGCGUUAACAAUCCAUUUUAUGGGAUCGCGAUACGAGAUUCAGAAGAGGCCUGCCAGCUUCUCGGAGGAAAAUUGAUAGAAAGCGACAAAGAGUUGCAUUUCUUCAUCAAAGCAUUUCAAAGAGCGUUCGAGGACGAACAAGAGACACUAACUUACAACCAACUCGCCAAUUUACGCAUACCUCUCAAAAUCGGCAUACCUACUUUUCUAGAUAUGCAACAAAACUGCUCAGAAAGUGGGACAAAGGAACACAAAGAAACCCGAUGCGGGUCUCGUGUUUUUGAUCCUUCCGAAUAUAUCGAUAUUGAUAUCGUUCCAGUUUACAAUCACGACGAAUCUGGUGGCACAGUAGUUUCCACCCUCGACUUGAACUGGUUCAACUAUCUUCAGGGUCGAAAUCUCCUCCGACUCUUCAGGCCAAAAUCUGCCGCCGUUGACCAAAUCUGCAUUCAGAAAUAA